Crotalus tigris (Tiger rattlesnake) is the source of this 2654-nucleotide messenger RNA. RefSeq names its product tetratricopeptide repeat domain 26 (gene IFT56). Lineage: Eukaryota; Metazoa; Chordata; Lepidosauria; Squamata; Viperidae. The coding region runs from base 119 to 1783 and encodes 554 amino acids. The transcript has 18 exons. Gene Ontology annotation, molecular function: protein binding; intraciliary transport particle B binding. Gene Ontology annotation, biological process: intraciliary transport involved in cilium assembly; intraciliary anterograde transport. The record is from RefSeq and is a predicted model, not a curated record. Gene Ontology annotation, cellular component: ciliary base; ciliary basal body; intraciliary transport particle B.
GCCAGAUUGCCUUACCCUAACUACCUCCGUUCGCGCAGUUGCCAGGGUAACAGAGACUUUGGUGAGGCAGAGCAGCAACAGACGACCGUUGCUUUUAUGAAGCAGGCCUGUGGGCAAGAUGAUGCUCUCACGGCUGAAACCCGCUGUUGGAGGCGGACCUCAAUCAGCGGAUAAACGCAGAAAGAAAGGCAAACGGCUGCCGCAGCUGGAAGAGUUAUUAACUCAGCGAGAUUUCACUGGGGCCAUUGCCCUUUUAGAGUUUAAGUGUCAGGUUGGAGAACAGGAGGAAGAUGCAGACCUCUGGAUUGGAUAUUGUGCUUUCCAUCUGGGUGACUACAAGAAAGCACUGGAGGAAUAUGAGGAUUUAACCAAGGGAUCUACCUGCAACCCUGAUGUGUGGGUAAAUCUAGCAUGCACUUACUUCUUCUUGGGAAUGUAUACACAAGCUGAACAGGCUGCUUUGAAAGCUCCCAAGAGUAGACUUCAGAACCGUCUAUUGUUCCAUCUAGCACACAAGUUUGGUGAUGAGAAGAAACUGAUGAGCUUCCAUCAGAAUUUGCAGGAUAUAACAGAAGACCAGCUUAGUUUAGCAUCUAUACACUACAUGCGAUCUCAUUAUCAAGAAGCUAUUGAUAUCUACAAACGCAUAUUGCUUGAUAACAGGGAAUAUCUGGCCCUCAAUGUGUAUGUGGCCUUGUGUUACUACAAGUUGGACUAUUAUGAUGUCUCUCAAGAGGUGCUAGCUGUUUACCUUCAACAAGUUCCUGAUAGUACCAUUGCUCUUAACUUAAAGGCUUGUAAUCAUUUCCGACUCUACAAUGGGAAAGCUGCUGAGGCAGAGCUUAAAAGUUUGAUGGACAGUGCCUCAACAUCAUUUGAAUUUGCUAAAGAGCUCAUUAAGCAUAACUUGGUGGUAUUCCGAGGAGGUGAAGGGUCUCUCCAAGUACUCCCUCCACUGGUUGAUGUCAUUCCUGAAGCUAGACUGAACUUAGUCAUUUACUAUCUUCGGCAAGAUGAUGUACAGGAGGCUUACAACUUGAUUAAAGACCUGGAACCUACAACCCCGCAGGAAUAUAUUCUGAAAGGAGUAGUGAAUGCAGUACUUGGGCAGGAAAUGGGUUCAAGAGACCAUUUGAAAAUUGCUCAGCAAUUUUUCCAGCUGGUGGGAGGAUCUGCUAGUGAAUGUGAUACUAUCCCUGGGAGACAGUGUAUGGCUUCUUGCUUCUUUCUGCUCAGGCAGUUUGAUGAUGUCCUAAUAUAUCUCAAUUCAGUGAAGAGUUAUUUCUAUAAUGAUGACACUUUUAACUUUAACUACGCACAAGCCAAAGCUGCUACUGGCAAUACUAGUGAGGCUGAGGAGGUGUUCCUCCUGAUUCAAAGUGAGAAAAUAAAGAAUGAUUUUGUUUACCUCAGUUGGCUAGCACGCUGCUAUAUUAUGAAUAAGAAACCAAGAUUAGCCUGGGAACUCUAUCUAAAGAUGGAAACGUCAGGAGAAUCCUUUAGUCUUCUGCAGCUAAUUGCAAAUGACUGCUACAAAAUGGGCCAGUUUUAUUAUUCUGCUAAAGCUUUUGAUGUGCUUGAAAGAUUGGAUCCUAACCCUGAAUAUUGGGAAGGCAAAAGAGGUGCCUGUGUUGGUAUCUUCCAGAUGAUUGUCGCUGGCAGAGAGCCUAAAGAUACUCUAAGGGAGGUACUGCAUCUCCUGAGAAGUACAGGCAACCCCCAGGUAGAAUACAUUGUACGUAUAAUAAAGAAGUGGGCCAAGGAGAACAGAGUUCCUAUUUAAACAGUGUGAUCAAUGAAUGGAAGGCUGCCAUCUAUAUUGUGCCUGGCUGGAAUACUGUGUCAUUUUGUAGCAGAGCAAAGAUUAUAAAAAUACAAAUCUAUUUAUUUUUACAUAUAAUUAAAUGUCUUUCAUGAAGAGUAUGCAAAUGUCAUAUAUUGUGAAGAGAAUCUCAUUUUGACUUUUAUACAUCUCCUAAAUUUUAUUUUAUGCUACUAUUACUGACUUUGUUGUACAUAUUGGCUUUAAUCUUCAAAAUGUUUUCAUUGUGUGACAAUCAGUACUUUUUUGAGACAGUUCAAGAACUUGCAAAAUACAGAUUUUCCCAGGCCCUAUUUUGAAGCAGAAUAGAAAAAGAGCUCUAGAAUUAGAUUUCAGAUUUUAGUUUUUAAAAGACCCACAUAAAGAAUCCGAAGCUAAACACUUAAAAUGGAACACAAUAAGAAAAUGAUGACCUGAUUAAAUAGUUUUCAUUGUUAUAAUAUAAUGGACAUAAGGAGAAGUAUUGUAAAUAAAUAAAUAACAAUCCAUUUUCAUUUUUAUCAAAGAUUGCUGUUCAUAUCUUCAUCUGUUUCUAUAUUUUUCUUUCUGAUUAAAUUAGGGCUAUAAAUUUGUCAUUCUAUGAUGAAAAGUGUUUUUUUUAGUAUAUUGAUAAAAGUAAAGUGUUGGUUUCAAGAAUAUAUGUAAUACUUAAGGAAAAAUGUCUAAACACAAAAGAACAUUGAAAAUCCAUCAUAGAAUAUGUAUUUAUCUACUUGUAUAUGUUGUAUGUAAAUAAUAUAAACUGAUGUUGUAUAUUCAUUACACAUUUUUUUCAUUCUCUCCUGAAUUUAAUUCUGGAGCAAAUCCCAAAAUAAAUUCAUUUAUAAUUUUU